This is a messenger RNA of Haemonchus placei, 117 nucleotides long. The record is from the annotation of a GenBank genome assembly. NCBI's taxonomy places the organism in Eukaryota, Metazoa, Nematoda, Chromadorea, Rhabditida, Trichostrongylidae.
AUGCACUUAUCACGAGGGGUUGUACAAAAGUUGCUGAACGUAUCCGGAGUUCCGCGAUUUUCAGCGAGUCCGUUUCUGUAUUCCAAUUUUCAAAAAUUCAGUCGACUGUUAUUUUAA